Molecule: messenger RNA, 4498 nt
Organism: Lontra canadensis (Northern American river otter)
Lineage: Eukaryota; Metazoa; Chordata; Mammalia; Carnivora; Mustelidae
Gene: RAPGEF5
Product: Rap guanine nucleotide exchange factor 5
Exons: 26
Coding region: 67-2721 (884 amino acids)
Biological process (GO): Ras protein signal transduction; positive regulation of GTPase activity
Cellular component (GO): plasma membrane
Molecular function (GO): guanyl-nucleotide exchange factor activity
Source: RefSeq, a predicted model, not a curated record
CGCGGACGGCGCGCGGAGGCGAGCGCGGGGGAGACGAGCUGCCGGCGCCGCAGCCGCCGUCAGGGCAUGAGGAUGGCCGUGGGCUCCGUGAAGAUGCAGCCGCCGUGCGAGAGCCCGGCCCUGGCCGCGGCGGCGGCCGUGGCGGCAGCGGACGGCGCCCUGCGCCGCAGCCCCAGUGCCCGCGAGCAGGAGCGCGAACAGUCGCUGGCGCCGCCACGGCCGCGGCUGAGGGACCUGCCCGCGCUGCUGCGGAGCGGGCUCACGCUGCGGAGGAAGCGGAGCGCCGCCGGGGCCCGGACUCUAUCAAGAAGAAUUUCCAAUCCAUACCUUGAACACACGCCUUCCCAGAUUUAUGGAGAGAAUUCUUCUUGUGCAGGAAGAGCAUUGAGGAAUAUUAUUAUCGUUCAGGCAGCUGACCUGAUAAAGGACAGAGUGAACCUCAAGGGAUUUUACAGGAGGAGCUGUGUUGGGUCAGAGCUGGUAGACUGGCUUCUAGAACACUGUCCUUUUGUCCAGUGCAGAUCUAUGGCCAUAGGGGUCUGGCAGCUCCUACUGGAUAUGGGAAUUAUGUUAUCAGUGGACCAGAAUUUAUACUUUCAAGAUACCUAUGUUUUCUACCAGUUUUCUUCUGAUGAAUGUAGCUACUUGUACUGUGAAUUUGAAAGGGAAGAAGAAUGGCAGAAUGGUGUCAAGCUUUUACUGCAACUUGUACCUCUCAUUCCAGCUAGAGCUGGCAUCUGUGAACUGUCUCAUCAGAAAAUUGAAGACUCAGAAGAAAGCAGUGAUGAAAUUCUUGUUCGUCUAACAUCUGCGGUGCAGAGAGAACUAGCGGCUGUUAUUGCUUUGAAAGCAAGGAAGUCUGCAAUCGAACAAGAGGAAGAAAACGGUGACAAACACAUGAUUGGGACAGAAGCUGGAGGUGUCCCAGAUUCUCAGGCAGGAGUGAUGUGCAAACUUCAGGAGAGAGAUGACAUCGGACGAAUUGAACUGGUCCAGAAGCUGGCGAGAGAAAACUGUCAGUUUCUACAGACAGACAAAAAAGAACAGGAGAAAUCUGAACACGAUGACGAAGUGGCGACCUUUGAGGUGAAGGAGCAGGAGCGGAACGUCCUGGUACUGAAGAGGGUGCAGAGCUGCGGCCCGGCCCCGCCAGCCGGCGGCGCCGAGCGGGAUUGGAGAUACGUGGUCGUGUCCGGGACCCCCGAGAAGAUACUGGAGCACCUUCUGAAUGACUUGCACCUGGAAGAAGUCCAGGACAAAGAAACAGAGACCCUCCUUGAUGACUUCCUCCUCACGUACACGGUCUUCAUGACAACUGAUGACUUGUGCCAGGCGCUGUUGAGGCACUAUUCUGCUAAGAAGUAUCAAGGCAAAGAAGAAAACUCAGAUGUUCCUUGUCGGAAACGUAAGGUUUUGCAUCUUGUGUCCCAAUGGAUUGCCCUCUACAAAGACUGGUUACAUGAAGACGAACAUUCAAAAAUGUUCUUAAAGACCAUUUACAGGAACGUGCUGGAUGACGUCUAUGAAUAUCCAAUACUUGAAAAAGAACUGAAAGAGUUUCAGAAGAUACUUGGAAUGCACCGUCGCCACACUGUAGAUGAAUAUUCACCACAAAGGAAGAAUAAAGCCCUUUUCCACCAAUUCAGUCUUAAGGAGAACUGGCUCCAGCAUAGAGGAACCGUGACUGAAACAGAGGAAAUCUUUUGCCAUGUGUACAUAACGGAGCACUCCUAUGUCAGCGUGAAGGCCAAAGUUUCCAGUACAGCACAUGAGAUCCUGAAAGUUGUGGCAGAAAAGAUCCAGCAUGCAGAAGAGGAGCUGGCUCUGGUGGCUGUCACGUUCUCUGGGGAAAAGCAUGAACUUCAGCCCAAUGACUUGGCCAGCUCCAAAUCCCUUGAAGCAUCGGGUCGGAUAUAUGUCUACCGAAAAGACCUAGCUGACACCUUGAACCCAUUUGCAGAAAAUGAGGAAUCACAGCAAAGGUCGAUGAGGAUUUUGGGAAUGAACACUUGGGAUCUUGCUCUGGAAUUAAUGAAUUUUGAUUGGAGUCUCUUCAAUUCAAUUCACGAGCAAGAGCUGAUCUACUUCACAUUUGGCCGACAAGGCAGUGGGGAGCACACGGCGAACCUCAGCCUUCUCCUGCAGAGAUGCAAUGAAGUCCAGCUCUGGGUGGCCACGGAGGUCCUGCUUUGCAGCCAGCUGGCCAAGCGAGUGCAGCUGCUGAAAAAAUUCAUCAAAAUCGCUGCACACUGCAAAGCCCAGAGAAACCUGAAUUCUUUCUUUGCUAUCGUGAUGGGUCUCAACACUGCUUCUGUGAGCCGGUUGUCGCAGACCUGGGAGAAAAUCCCUGGGAAGUUUAAGAAACUUUUCUCUGAACUUGAAAGUUUAACAGAUCCUUCCCUGAAUCACAAAGCCUACAGAGAUGCAUUCAAAAAGAUGAAACCACCCAAAAUCCCAUUCAUGCCCCUGUUGCUUAAAGAUGUAACAUUUAUUCAUGAAGGAAAUAAAACAUUUUUGGAUAAUCUUGUCAAUUUUGAAAAACUGCACAUGAUUGCCGACACCGUCCGAACCCUGAGACACUGCAGGACGAAUCAGUUUGCAGGAGGUGACAUGUCUCCAAAGGAGCACCAAGAGUUAAAAUCCUACGUUAAUCACCUGUAUGUCAUCGACAGCCAGCAGGCCCUGUUUGAGCUGUCCCACCGGAUCGAGCCCCGAGUAUGAGCUGCCCCCUCUCCCCUCAGCCGGCCUCCCCCAUAACUGCAGCACUUUGAGCUCUGGGCAUGUCAGUGCUGAGCACGUUGCUUUCCUGUGAGAAAAGAAGUUGCUGAGUUUUAUCAGCAUAAGACACACACAGGAGGGCCAAGCCAAGCGUGUUUAGGAAGUGAUGUCAGCCACCAGAGAUGGGGAGAGGCCUCUCCAAGCUGCUGUCAGAACAAGAAGACAGAAAAAGAGUCAGAAGCAUGCUUGAAGUGGAGAAGUCUGGCUUCUCACGACUGCAUUGUUGAUUCAACCCAAUUUUGAUCUUGAGAUGUGCCGGUGUCAAGACGAGAGCAUGUCUUGUCCUAGUGACCAAAUACGUCAGUACGAGUGUGCGUGAGACAAGAGUUUUACUUUGCCUGGUGGUAGAUUACUGUUUAUAGGCUGUCAAAAAAAGCAGCUCAUUUGAACACAUAAAGACAGUGAUGGCAUCUCUUAAUUUCCAGGGAAAAGGAGUGGCCGAUGUCAGUACAAACCGUGAUAUCACCAAAAGCCACUGUCUAGAAGUUAGUGAGGACCAGCCAGCAUCCGUGCUCUGAUCUCCAAAAUGGAAACACCAAGGCAUGUGUUUCUUUGUAUCCACAAUCACUUAUCCAUGCAGGCUUGCAGGGGAAAUGCAUUUCUGCCCAACUGAUUUGCAGCUAUGGGCUGCAUUGCUUUGCCAAUAAGGAAAAAUAGUAAUCAUUUGUAAGAAACAGACUUGCUGUUUAAUUUCUGGGGAUUUUCUUCACGUAUGCAAGAAGAUUCACAUUUAUUAUUGGAAACAGCGUGAUUUUUUGAAAAGCACAGUGCCUGAUAAAGGAUAGGUACUUGGUAAUAAUUCAGAGAGGUAACAGAGUCCCAAAGGUCUGCCUUCUUGUGCCUGAUGAUGUCCUGGGGUUUUGCUGGCCUCCAGCAGGCUCCUCUGCCCCAGUACAGAAUGGUAACAGCCAGCACAGGAGGUUAAGUGGGAUUGAUGUGGCCAACACUUAGCAUUCCCAAGACAAGGGCAAGGUGGUGACCAGUGACUACCCGUCUUACAGAAAAUAAGAAGCCCCAAAUACCCAGAUGUCUGAAUUGAUGUUGGACACUCAGAAGUCCUGCAGUCCACCUCCCAGCCAAGGCCUGGAGUCUUUCUCUAAUUUGUCUUUUUAACCCCCAAAAGUCUAAGAACCUUUUAGUCUAUUUUUAUUCCGAUUUUGGCUCUGCUAGUAAAUAAAACCUCUUGUUAUUCUGAAGACCUGGUUAGAGGAUUACCCUUGAGCGUCCCGUGAACAACAAAAGUGUGUGGGAUACAAGAGUGAGAUCCUCCGCUGCCGGCUACACGCCCAUCCGGAGGGGGUGCUCGGCCCUCCUUUUCCACGCGAGUGAAUUCUCCGUGUUCCUCCUGUUCAUCCCUCAGUUGCCCACACAGAACUGCUUCCCGCUGUCCCGUCCACACCUUAGGACAGUGGUGCCCGAGGCUGGCUGAUACACCGUGUCAGUGGCACUGGUUCCUGGGCUUGGGAACCACAUGAGCUUGAGAGGUCACGGGAAAGAACCAUGUGGAGAAAAUUGGGGGGAGGACUUUCAAGGAGACGCCAUCUGUCCCUGCACGUAGAAACCUGAGGCCUGAAAACUAACAUGGCUGUAAGAGAAGGGCACCCUCCAGGACUGGGCCACUCAAAGACAAGCUCAGCCUACCCGGAAUGGACUGAGACCCUGGAGGACACGAGAGCCAGUGAACCAGGGAAAGACUGGCUCCUCUCACAGCCAAGCAAGG